CGUAAAGAAAAAAACACUAGCAGACAGCGAGCAGGCGUUUCACACUUUAUAAUGUUGUUAAAACGAUAGGUGCGCGCCGAAUAAGUUUGCGUAUGCAUUUAAGCAGUUAAAAGUUAACAAGUACCGAUCAUUUUUUUUAAAUAAAUACAUUUAAUGCGUCGUUGUCUUGUCUGCUGCUGUUUCAAUCGUUAAAAAGUGCGUGGAAAAGUGUACGAAACCAAUACACGGAAAGUGGGACAACCGAGCGCUUCGCUUGUGGCUGUAUGUGUGUUGUGUUCUCUCUAUGUAUGCGUAUAUGUGUAGUGUAUGUUUGUUUGUGUGUGUAAGCGAGACGAGUACGAGUACGGGCAAUUUGUACCGACUAUAGGUCUCCUAAGUAAAUGUAUUUUAUAUAUAUUAAAUAAUUAAUACGAAAAAGUGCAACGAAAUGUUUACAAAGUGUGCAAAUAACAACAAAACAUGUUUCAUGUCUUAACACAACGACAAAGACACGCGCACACCAAUAUACACGCGAAUUGCAUGCAAAGAGAAGGCGCUCAACUUCUACUCCAUCUUCUUUUGUCUGACGUUUUGCCGCAUGGUAGAAGCCUUAGCAAUUGGCGUGGAUAACGGUAGAACGCAAUGAAUGAUUUACGCCAACAACAAGUACAGUUAGCAGCAACAUCAUCAACCACAGUAACAGUAAACCUGGAAGCAACACCGCUCUGCAGCAGCUCCAACAACAGUACCAGUUCCAACUCAAGCUCCAGCAGCAACAUAAGUCCGCGCUCAAAUUCGAAUUCGAACUCAAGUGCGAGUGCCAACUGCAAGCCGUCAACAACAACAAGAACAACAAUUGACAGUCCGGAGCAAGAGUUGCUGAAUCGGGCUGAGCACCAGCACCAGCAGCAGCAGCUGGAUAAGGAUCAAGGCAGCCAGGAAGUUAGCUCGACAUCGUCGCCCGCACAGCGACAGCAAUUGAAUGUGUCGCCCGCAGCUGAAACAACUACAUCAACAUCCGCAGCAGCAGCAACAUUGCAACAGCAACGGCUGCGCCGUCAGCAGCAGCAACAGCAGGAGGAGGAGCUGCCGUCAGUGGGACAAAUAACGAGCACAACAGCAUCGCCGCCGCAGGAAACACUGCGCGACGAUGCGCAUAACGAGCAGCAGCUGUCCAACAACAACAACAGCAGCAGCAGCACCACCAGGAAUAGCAGCAACGAUAACAGCAGCAGCAUUAGCACUGCAACAUCAGCAGCAACCGUAACCACAACGGCGACAUCGACAAUGGCUGCCACCGCUUUGGAUCUAAAUGGCGAAGAGAAAAGCAGCGGGAGUGGCAGUGGGAGCGGGAGUCAUAAGAUCAUAUUAAAGCUAUCGAAGCACAAUACGAGUAGCGAAUCUCUGAGCAACGAUGAGCGGCGUGUGGAGCCCUUGCGUAUACAGUUGCCACAAGCACAAAGUCCAAAGGGGCAGGGGCAAAUGAUGGAGGAAGGCGUGGUGCCCAAGAUAACAAUACGUCCAUUAAAACCGCAGGAUGCCGAUGGCUGUGCCUCCUCCUCCUCCUGCUCCUCAUCCUCCUGCACCGAAGAAGAGCAACUGCAGCCAAGCAGCCAGCCCCAAGCACAUAUUGUGCCCAAACUCACCAUUCGUGCCGCCAAUGAGGAGCGUGUGAGCAGCGUUGUACCCAAGCUGUUUAUCAAAAUGAACGAUGCGGGCGGCGGAAGUGGAGGAGGCGAUAGCCCCACCAAAGCGGCUGCAACGGCGGGCGCCAUCGGGGUGCUGCCUAAGCUAACCAUUAAGACUACCAAGCUGGAGGGCAAUGGCAGCGAGACGCAAUUGAUGAGCUGCAGCCUGUCACCCGCCUCAGCAUCCUCCAGCUCAGUCUGCUCUUCCACAGGCUACUGUUCCGCUGAACUGCAGACGCAACCGCCACCGCCAGUGCCCAAAUUAAUGAUAAAGACCACACAUGCGGGCAGCAGCUGCAUUAGCAGCGAGGAGCAACAACAGCCACAACAACAACAACAACAGAUACCAAAGCUUACUAUUAAAACAGCGACAGGCAAUCAGGAGCAGCAGCAGCAGCAGCAACACCAAGUGUUUAUGACGCAUGAUGCAAACAAUGCACAAAGCAUACCCAAGUUAACCAUCAAAACAAAGUCCAUAGAGCUGGAGGAUGAGCAGCAGCAGCAGCAACAGCAGCCGGAGCAACAGCAACAGUUGGUGCCCAAACUGACAAUCAAAACAAACUGCGAAUCGCCGCAGCAACCGUUGCUUAAGCUUACCAUUAAGAAUCUUUGCUCGCCCAAGCAUAAAGUGCGUGCUGUGCUCGAAGAGAAGGUCGUCAGCUCGAGAUUGACGUUGACCAACGGCGGCGAAGUCAACAAUAGCAUCGAGCUGGAGGAGCCGCGUCGCAAUUCCGAUGACAUGGAUAUUGAUGAUGCGCUUAGCAAGGAGCAUGAUCCUAAAAUAUUUCAUAAUCCACCGCCGCCAACGCUCACCAGCAAUGGCAUCGAAGCGCAAACGCAGAAGCAGUUGCUGAAACAGCAGCAGCAGGCACAACAUAACAUUGUGGAAAUGGUGGAUCUGACAUCUUCGCCCUCGCCGGGCUCCUCACCCGCACAUGCUGCCAGCACGAACAACAACUAUGCGCCGCCCACCAAGCGAGCUAUGUCGCCAGCGCAAUCACAGAAUUUGCUGCUCAAAUGUUUUCGCAUGCAAGCGGCGCAGGCAGCAGCAGCAGCAGCUACGCCAACAGCAGCAGCAGCCGCCACAGCAGCACCCACCCCGUCUUCUAAUUCGAAUAUACUGCUCAGUCAGUUAACAGCGCCGCCCAAAAGCUUUAACAACAGUUUGAAUUCCGCUGCUGCUGCCAAAUAUCCGCAACUAACUGAACGCCUUCUGGCCAAUGGAGCUGGCAGUCCAGCAACUGUUGCUGCUGCUGCGGCACAGCCCAUUAUUGAUUCCAUUGAGAUACUGGACACACCCGAGGGCAGUCCACAGCUAAUGUUCAUGCCAAGUGCCUACGAGAUGGAGCCAACACCAAUAGCAAUAGCAGCAGCCGGUGCAUCAGCAGCGUCGCCGUUGCCUUUUUUAAAACUUAAUGCGAAUCUUAAUCACAAGUCUGACAAUCAACAGCAACAAUUGCAGCUGACCAACAACAAUGAGCAUCAGCUGAAGCGUCAGCAGCAGCAGCAGCAACAGUUGCUGACAGAGGCCUGCGCAGAAUCUCUAACAAGCGGGUUACCGCCCAACAAGCAGCGACGUCUGGACAACAAUGAGAACGACCAGCAGACGCAUAAUUUGGGCAGCGGCGUGGCAGCCCCAGCGCCCGUGCCCAUUGUAGCACCAACUCCAGCAGUCCAGCAGCCGUCGCAUCGCAGUCGUAAGCAGAAACAUGAGCGCAUACUCAACACUGAGCUGGAAGAGCCACUGCAGCAGCUGCAUCAACAACACCUGCACCAUCACCACCACCAGCAACACCCAAUGCACGCUGAGCAUGGGCUAAGUAACGGUACAUUGCUCCAUGGCUUUGACGACGCCAGUGACAAUGCAAUGACGGCGACAGCAACAACAACAACAAUAACAACACCAAGCACAGGCAAGCGACGUGGUCGCCCCAAACGCAAUGCUGCCAAUGAAGCAACACCCACAAUAAUAAACUCAGCCGCCGCAGCAGCAACAACCGCUGCCGACAGCGCUGUCAAGUCACGACGCGUUCAGUUGCUGCGCAAACGCUUGGCCAUCGAUAUGGUUAGCGCCGAGCAGCCAAUGAUGCUUAACUCGGAAGCGUUGCCCGCUCUGGCUAAUCAGGCGGAGCUUAAUCAGCUGGAGCAUCCUGAAGGCGGCGAUGAUGAUGCCGCUGUGGACGCUAUUGGCGGCAUGGCAACAGCAACGGCAACAGCAGCAGCGGCGGCGCAGCUAACGGCAACCGGCAUGCGUACGCCAAGUAGACGCGCUUCGCGACGCACAACGCCAGCGACGACGCCAGCAGCAAAGGGAACCCGCAGGCGUCUGAGCAAAGCAGCGACGCAGGCAGCGGCCGCGGCGGCAGCAGCAGCAGCAGCCGCCGCCGCCGCAGAGGCAAUGGCUGCUGCUGCAGCGGAAACAAACAACAAUAGCGAUAAUAUUAACAAUGUCAUCACAUUUGGUCAAAUUGACCUCACCAUGUGCUCCUCCUCCUCAUCUACCAGCAAUGGCAGCGCUGCAACUGCAUCAGCAGCAGCAUCAUCAUCAACAGCUGCAAUGCUGCCGCCUACAACAAUUUUGUCCUCAUCGGAUCCACUGCCGGAUGUCAUCUUUCAGCCAAAUGAUUUCUCAUCCAUUAUGGCCACACAGCAGCUGCGCGCCAACAACAACAACAAUAUUCGCUGUGAUUCACAAGAUGAGGACAGCAAUAGUUAUAGUGGGCUUAACAACUCCGGUGAUGAAACUGCGAGUGCUUUGCCGCCUGUAACGCCAACACGUGGACGUGGGCGUGGCCGCGGCUCUAGAGGCGGCUCCACCGGCAACUCGUCCAACUCCAAUCGCGCGAGCUUAACUCCCGGACAGCCGCGCAUGCCACGAAUGAGCCGUGGGGCCAGUGCAGUGGCCAAGGCAAUAGCCCAAAGUCGACCACGUUGUGUGGGCGGACUCAAGCAUCAGCCAGAUCCGGAGCGACUUAAGGGUUUAUUUAGUCCGUCGCCACAAGUAUUUGAGGAGGAUACGCGCAUGAGCGCCGAUUUGAACAACAGCAAUCAAUCGGUGACCAGCAUGGAGCCACCGUUAACACCACAAAAACAACUAGAGUUUCUGAACAAUGAGGAAUCACAAUCGUCGAUGUUGAGCAGCGUUAGUAACAGCAUGCUGGACUCUAAUCAGGGUUAUUCCAUCGAUUCAGUAAUCAGUUCAGCGCUCAAACGUCCAAAGAAGAAGAAAAUGGAGAUCUGCGUGGCGGAAGACACGGUCUUUUAUGCAUCCACUAUAGCUGAAUAUGAUUGGCCGCCUCCCAAAGGUUGCUGCCCGUCAAAGAAUCGCGACACAUUUAUGAUCCAGGAGCAGGUGGCACUCUAUUUGGGUAUCACAAGCUUUAAGCGCAAAUAUCCCGAUUUGCCGCGACGAGCUAUUGACAUGGAGGAGCGAAAUUGGCUGCAGGAAAAAGGACUUGUCACAGAAAAGAUGUGCGAUCUAGGCAUUACGGCCGUCUGGGCAUCGGACAUUCUCGAUAUAAUGUAUACGGAUUUUUAUGACAAGUACGAGGAAUACAAGGAGUACAUACGCCAAAAGCAUUUACGUGACAUUGAAGCUAAGCAAAAGGCGCUCGGCCUUACAGUUGGCACUGGACGUGGACUCCAAGCACGAGAUCGCGCCAUGCUCUCCGCCAGCAAAUGGAACGUGUACUUUAAUAAAACCCGCAAGGAGGAGCGUGUUGCUUGCCUGGAUCUGCAGACAUUCACUAUAAAUACGCCCGUGGAACGCACGGCACCUGGCUCAACGUUGUUGCAACGCAGCGUUGUUAGCUCGGUGCGUGAUGCAGCUCAGGCGGAGAAUAUACCUGAACCACCCACGCUGCUGAAGCCGCGAGACUCUGAUGCCUGCCCUACUGAGGAUUAUGUCUAUCCCCUGGCACUUGUGCCAGGCCAAUUUACGUCCAACUAUCACCAGCCAACGCCCGCCGAGCUAAGAGCGUAUCCCAUCAAUACGGUGAUUGAGAAGCCAGCGCCGCAGCAAGCGCAACCGUCAGAAUGGAAGUUGGCGCGACGCAUGCAGCGCGCGCGUCAUCGAAAUGCCAGCGCCUACAAUUCGUCCUAUGAUGAGAGUAGCAGCAGCAGCAGCAGCAGUGCCGGCAGCAGCGGCGAAUCUGAUAACGAUGGCAACGAUAGCGACAGCAGCUGCAGUAGCAUCGCCAGCAGUUGCAGCAAAGCGAGCAGCAACAGCGCCAGCUCAAGCUCAAGCUACGGGUCCGGUUCCCAUGGCAGGUUAAUAUCCUCAAGAGGCUGUGGCGUCUGUCACCGCAGUCAACAUCGCAAUGCACGCGAUAUGCCCGAGGCCUUCAUAUGCUGUUACAGCUGUCGGCGCAAAGUUCAUCCUAGUUGCAUCGAAAUGCCCCAACGCAUGGUGGGACGCGUGCGCAACUACAAUUGGCAGUGUGCCGACUGCAAGUGUUGCAUCAAAUGCCGCAGCAGCCAGAGUCCCGGCAAGAUGCUCUAUUGCGAACAAUGCGAUCGUGGCUAUCACAUUUAUUGCCUUGGUGUCAAGACCGUGCCAGAUGGCCGCUGGAGCUGUGAGCGCUGCUCGUUUUGCAUGCGCUGCGGCGCAACACGACCUGAGGGACUGCAGAAUGUGGCGUCGGCAUUAUUAAUGUCACCCGGUGGCGGCGACAAGAGCGCCAAGCCUGUAAAGCACAAAAAGGUGAAGUGGAUGAACGAGUACCGCAUUGAUCACAUCACCAAUCUGCGAGAACACAGUGGCAUGCUUUGUGUGCCCUGUGCACGUGCAAAACCCACCAAGCGUACACCUGCAACCAAUGGUAACAACAGUAGCGGCAGCUGCAGCAGCAACAGUGAAUCGCCCAUUGCACCAGAUACAGUUGCAAGUCCAGCAGCGUCGCCAGUCCCAGCAGUACAGCAGACAGAGCUUGUAGCUGCUCUCAGUCCGCUUGUGCCCGCUUCAGUGGUAGUGGCAGCCACAGUGGAGCCGGCUGGAGCUGGCUGUGGCACGUUGACCACAGUAAGUGGGAAGCGUACGCCACCGCAGCUGCUAAACAAAAGUCAGGACAUCGCCACAAUGCAAUGUAGCAGCUUCAAUAGAAAUAGCAAUGAUGAUGCCGCUGCUGCAGCAACAGCAACAACCAUUGCCGCCGCCGCCACAAUAACAACAACAGCAGCAGCAACACCCGCCCUAACUAGCAGCAAUGCCAUCACAACGGCAGCAACAACCACAAAGCCAGCAAACAAUAGCAUUGGCAUACCACCGCCUCCAGUUGUUGCCUGAGUGGGGGUUAUACGUUAUUGUGCCAAGCGCACUUUAACGGACUUGUAGUAAGGCGCGGGUCGCGUUUCACCAACACACCAACACACACACUCACACUCACCCACAUAAACAAACAGACUCACACACACACAAACACAUGCAUGCACGCCUAUGUGCAUAGUAUUAAAGAAGCAGAUGAAAGCAAAAACAAAGCUAUCUAUGUAUGUAUAUGUAUGCAGAGUUUAAACGCGUAUGUUAAUAAUUCUUACACCUAAUUAUAAAUAUAUAU
Drosophila busckii is the source of this 7219-nucleotide messenger RNA. It is a transcript of the gene e(y)3, whose product is annotated as supporter of activation of yellow protein. The transcript has 12 exons. The record is from RefSeq and is a predicted model, not a curated record. NCBI's taxonomy places the organism in Eukaryota, Metazoa, Arthropoda, Insecta, Diptera, Drosophilidae. The coding region runs from base 622 to 6951 and encodes 2109 amino acids.